GGUAGCUUGUCGUUGAUCACGUGACCCAUGAACCCGGAAGACGCGAAUUCCAGAAUAAUCCGUUGUUCGGCGAUCCGGGGAAGGCAGUACACACUCAAUUUGUCGGUUUCCUGUCUGCAUUCAGCUGAAGAGCAGAAAUGGUGUGCAUUCCCUGCAUCGUCAUACCUGUCCUUCUAUGGGUUUAUAAGAGAUUCCUUGAGCCCAUUAUUUACCCUUUCAUCUCUCCACUUUUGAGCCGGUUUUGGCCUAAAAAGGCAGUUGAUGGUAAAGGCAAUGGCGAAAUGAAAACUGAAGAAAACUGUAAUGGGACAUGCAAGAAUGAUUGCAGCAGUGAUGCUAAAAGUGCUACUGUGAAUGGACAAGUGACAGCCCCAGAUAAGAAGAUGGAUUGAUGCUGCUAAUAAAAGAAUGAAGACUUUAGUCACGUUGUAAUGAUAUGAAUUGUAAUUUAGAAAUUAUUUUGAAAUUGUGCAUAAAUAUAGCACAUUUGCUGUUCCACUCGUAAGACUGAACACUGGGUGUUUAAGCCUUACAUUUUGAAUAUGUGUACUUUAUAUGGAAAUUAUAUAACUAAAAAUGUAAUUUUAAUUAAUUAUUAAGCUUGAGAAAUGUAUAUAAAGUCAACUUUGAUGCUUAUCUCUUAAGUGUAGUGUACAUUAGUUUCCUUCUGUCUUAUGUCACUUGUCUAUUUUAAAAUGUUUACUUUAAGGUUACUACAAAACAUUAAUUUAUUAACGAGCUUAAUAGAAGGAGGGGGAGACACGUUGCUUAUAUUUUAAAUAUAGGUUCACAAUAAAGAAAAAAGCAAUAAAUAUG
Paramormyrops kingsleyae is the source of this 816-nucleotide messenger RNA. It is a transcript of the gene c21h18orf32, whose product is annotated as UPF0729 protein C18orf32 homolog. The record is from RefSeq and is a predicted model, not a curated record. Lineage: Eukaryota; Metazoa; Chordata; Actinopteri; Osteoglossiformes; Mormyridae.